AUGAGCUGCAGACAGUUCACGUCUUACUGGAGCCGCAGCAGCAGCAGCGGUGGCGGUGGCGGAGGCAGCAAGGGCGGCCGGGGCAGCGGGGGCAGCAUGAGGUCCUCCUCCAGCCACUUCAGCUCCUCGGGGGGCAAUGGAGGGGGGGGCAGGUCCAGUUCUUCCAGUAGCUAUGGCGGGGGCAGCUCUGGGGCCUAUGGAGGAGGUGGUGGCAGUUUGGGCUCCAGUUACCGUGGAGGAUCUGGUGGUGGUUUCAGUGCUGGUAGCUUUAGCUGUGGUUCCAAACGCUUUGGUGGUGGUUCUGGAGGAUUUGGCAGCUCUGGCAGCUCUUGGAGAGGCUAUGGUGGUUCCGGAGGAGGCUUUAGUGGGUCUAGCAGCUUUGGUGGGUCUGGGGGCUUUGGUGGGUCUGGAGGCUUUGGUGGGUCUGGGGGCUCUGGUGGGUCUGGGGGCUAUGGAGGAGGGUAUGGUGGGUCUGGAGGCUUUGGUGGACCCGGGAGUGGCGAAGGGGGCAUUCUUAAUACUGACGAGAAGGUCGCCAUGCAGAGCCUUAAUUUCCGGCUGGCCCAGUAUAUGGAUAAGGUGCAUUCACUAGAGAAUGCCAACGCUGACCUGGAGCAGAAGAUCCGGGAGUGGUACGACAGACACGACCCCCAAAAGUCACAAAAGGACUAUUCUCACUAUUAUGACACUAUUAAUGAUCUCCACAACCAGAUUGUAAACGCCACAGUGACCAACAACAAAAUUCUCCUGGACAUGGACAAUACUCGCAUGACCAUGGAAGACUUCAGGAUGAAGUAUGACAUGGAGCAGAACCUGAAGCAAGCAGUGGAGGCUGACAUCAAUGGCCUGCGCACGGUGCUGGAUAACAUGACCAUGAAGAAGUCUGACCUGGAGAUGGAAAAGGAGACUCUGAUGGAAGAGAAGAUGGCCCUCAAUAAGAAUCACCAAGAGGAGAUGAGCCAGUUGACUGGGCAGAACUCUGGGGAUGUCAAUGUGGAGAUGAAUGCGGCUCCUGGCCAAGAUCUCACCAAGAUCCUUAAUGACAUGCGCCAGGAAUAUGAAGAGAUUAUUGCUAAGAACCGUAAGGACAUUGAAGAUCAAUAUGAGAGUCAGAUGACCCAGAUUGAGCAGGAAGUGACAGUCAGUAGCCAGCAGAUGGAGUCCAACAUCAAGGAAGUGACCCAGCUCCGGCACAAUGUCCAAGAGUUGGAGAUCGAGCUGCAAUCUCAGUGCAGCUUGAAAUCUGCCCUGGAGAACGCCUUAGAAGAGACCAACAACCGCUACGGUGGCAUGCUGCAGCAGAUCCAGGGCCAGAUCAGCAGUCUGGAGAGUCAAAUCUCAGAGAUCCGGGCAGAGACUGAGUGCCAAAACCAGGAAUACAGCCUUCUGCUCAGAAUCAAGACCCGGCUGGAGCAGGAAAUCGAGACCUACCACAGUCUCCUUGAGUCUGGACGGGAGGACUUUGAAUCUUCUGGAGCUGGAAAUAUUGGCUUUGGAGGUGGCAGUUCAAGAGGAGGUGGAAGUAGAGGAGGAAGUGGGUCUCGAGGUGGAAGUGGAAACAGUCAUGGUGGAGGCCAUAGUGGAAGCAGCUAUGGAGGAGGAAGUGGAUCAGGCGGUCAAAGUGGAGGCAGCUAUGGGGGCAAAAGUGGGUCUGGAGGAGCAAGUGGUGGCAGCUACGGGGGCGGAAGUGGAUCCGGUGGUCACAGCGGAGGCAGCUAUGGGGGCGGAAGUGGCUCAGGUGGUCACAGCGGAGGCAGCUACGGGGGCGGAAGUGGAUCCGGUGGUCACAGCGGAGGCAGCUAUGGGGGCAAAAGUGGGUCUGGAGGAGCAAGUGGUGGCAGCUACGGGGGCGGAAGUGGAUCCGGUGGUCACAGCGGAGGCAGCUACGGGGGCGGAACUACGGGGGCGGAAGUGGAUCCGGUGGUCACAGCGGAGGCAGCUACGGGGGCGGAAGUGGAUCCAAAGGAGGGAGUGGAAGUGGCUACGGAGGAUCAAGUGGAUCUGGAGGAGCAAGUGGAAGUGGAAGCCACUCUCAGUCCCAGUCUUCUUCAAAAUCUGAUGACUGUUAUGCACAAGAGUCUAUAG
Molecule: messenger RNA, 2085 nt
Organism: Elephantulus edwardii (Cape elephant shrew)
Lineage: Eukaryota; Metazoa; Chordata; Mammalia; Macroscelidea; Macroscelididae
Gene: KRT9
Product: keratin 9
Exons: 10
Coding region: 1-2085 (694 amino acids)
Cellular component (GO): keratin filament
Molecular function (GO): structural molecule activity
Source: RefSeq, a predicted model, not a curated record